Molecule: messenger RNA, 4338 nt
Organism: Amoebophrya sp. A120
Lineage: Eukaryota; Dinophyceae; Syndiniales; Amoebophryaceae
Source: the annotation of a GenBank genome assembly
UUUUUUAGUUUCUAUGCCAUGUUUGUCUAUUACUUUUCAUUUACGCGACGACCACCCCGGACAGUUUCGCCCGGGGUGACUUAAUCUUCUAGUAUCGUCGAAAUUCAUAUUCAUUCGUCGAACUUUCUUUACACUAAAGUACUCAAUUGACAUCAGCAUCUGUAAGUAUAGUAGCUCAGCUGUGAAUGAAAUUGGCCUUAUUUGAAAUUAAUCUUUUACAACUUUUGCAAAGUGUGAGCUACGAAUUGGUAGCGUGAUUCUGAAGAUGCUAGUAUAGAGCCAGCUCGUACAACAAGUCACUAUACUUUGCCAUGAAUCGUUACCCUGAGCAGCACCACUAUAGCCCGCAUCCUAGGAUGGUCGUCGCGGAUAGAAAUUCAAGCCAGUCGUAUGAUCCCCGGUUGUAUCGCCGGACAGACCAAGGCACCUCGACUUCGCAAGAAGACAGUACAGCAUCAACGUCAUCCAUUUCGCGCGGCCUACAAUGGACGCUGCAAGCGUUUGGGUCGAUGCUGGACAUCUCCGAAAGUUCGGAACAAAUGGCGCGACGGCCGCCGAUAAAGAAACACUACCGGAGCAUCAAGAUUCAGUGCGACCUGGACGCGGGCGAGGAGGAUGCAGGGGAUUCUUCUUGCGGCGAAGGGCAAGCGAGCAACGCGGAAAGCGCAUCGCAGAUGAGCACGACUGCGGCUUACCGUGCGGCUCUGGAAAAGCGAAAACAGGAACUGAUCAAGAAGCAAGAGGAAGAAAUGAAGCGCACUAAAGGUGGCCUGGCGUCGUCCGUCCUGUGCUUCAAUGCGAGAAAAGCGAGGCUCAUGGCGCAACAGCUGGAAGACGAUCUGGCAGCUGUCGACGAGGAGGAAUUUAUGCGCGAGUUCAAAAAUUCAUCCACGAACAACAAGCAGGAGAAUGACAAAAAGGGCAAAAGACCGAAAGAGCCACUCUAUUCUCGCACGGUUCGCGCAAACCAGACGUUUGGGUACGACAGAAGUCUGUCGGGAAUUCUGGGCAUAUCUUCGGAAAAGAUAACGUCCCUAGCCUCGCCGAACACCGGGCACCGGAGGAUAGGUGCCGGCUAUACUGAUGGCACCUCAACAUCGGUAGAUGAAGACGACAUUUCUUCCUGGUGUCUACCGACCUUCAGCAAGGCACGAAUCGCGGAACUGGAAUAUCUUUUUCAAAACAUAGUUUUGAGAAACAUUCACAAAGCGCAGCACGGGGAACAGCAGCAGAGCAGAAUACCGGCGGCUGCGACUAAUCACCAACAAGCUCCCUCGCCUAUCGAGCGGUUCACACGAGGUGUGACGAGCCGCAUGCAAAAUGAUGCGGAUAUUAACUCGGUCGCAGUCGGCCGGGGUUUACCACAGCUCCAGUCACUGGAUGACAUGCUGUUCGACGUGGAAAACCGAGAAAGGGAGCGGAAGAAGCAGCAGCAGCGCAAGGACCUCGAGUUGGAACUGAGCAAGCCGAAGCCGCUUUCCGGUAUCCAAACCCUGCAAACCACCGGCAGCCUCGACCGGGGCUGGAUUCUUUUCUUCAACGCGUUCGGCGGGAAGUACAAUUGCCUGCACCGGUUUUGUCUAGACAUCGCGGCAAACUUGAAUAAUGCUCCAGGUUUGGAUAAAACGGGUUUCCGGCGUAGCACCCACCUCCCUCCGCACCAAAUCCAAGCGGCCAUAGAGGAAGAACUGUUUCCCAGGUUACUCGCAUGUAAGCUUUUUCGCGAACAGAAGCACUUGGUCACGACGAUCCAGCUCGGCGACGACUUCUUCUCCACUGAGAGUGAGUUUUUGCUGCACAACACCAAGCAGGGCAGCAAUUUCCUGCAGCAGGGCGGAAUCAAGCGAUUUGAUCCGCAGAGCUCCGACGCGGGAGGCCAGGUCUAUCCGGAGCCACCGCGAGCCGUGAUAGCGAAGCAGGCGCUAGGAUUGACUAGUGGGGACAACAGGAACGGCGAGCCGUGCAGUGACGACGAAGCACUCGCCCCGUUCGAGAAAAAUAGCAACAACGAAGCGACAGAAGAUAACAGCAUCAGUUCCUGGCUGAAAUCGAAGCUGAAUCUGAAUCGCGGUGUUGCCACUGACACAACGUCGGAACAACAGACCAAAAUCCCGACCAAGCGCAUCGUCUAUGACGAGCACGGGAAUAAGGAAGUGAAGCAGUUCGAGACCACGACGCAAACGCGAAAGUCCGUCGACCUGUGCGACGAUUACUUCGGCUCCCCAUCCAGCGCGACCGCGAGCACCAACGACUUCGACACCAUGAGCAACAGCUCCGCGAAUUCUUCAUCGAGCAACACUAGCAUGAUGAAUAACCAGAAUCAUCUCGUCGGUAGCGGAAUAACGGCCAGUAAGCUGAAGCAACUGAAGCACUCGCACACUGCCGACCUCGAUGAGCGGGCUCGGUUGACAAGACAGAACUCGUCGUCCUUCAGCGCGUUCGGCGGAGGAAACUUCGGCGGUCGCGGUUUCGGGCCCGCAGGAGGAGGUGCGGUUCCGGGGUAUCAUCUUCAAAGCAACGGGCUGCUUCCGACCAUGUUGGAACACGAUGAAGAGAUGAUUGACUACUUCGGUGGAGACAAGAAUGGUAGUAGAGCAAGCCGAGCCAGUAGCGCGGGAGCUGCUAAUAAUCGUCAGAGCCUGCUAUACCAAAAUUUUCAACAGCUCGUCAGUAGUUUCGACAUCGGAUCCGAUCUGUCUCUCUCUAGUUUCUUCUGGGAGAACGUCGUCGCAGAGGAUUUUCUGAUCGAGGAGAGCACGGCAACCGACCCGGGGAUGAACAAAAGUAGUAGAACUACAACCAGGCGGAAUAAGAACGACCCGCCCAUGGUGUCUAUGGGCACCGACACCGUCCAGGACUAUUUGGAAGAAACCAAUCCCUUCUGGCGCAGGUAUUUUCAGGAAAGAGAGAUCGUGCAAGAAGCCCGACUGGUCACGGGUGGGUACCCACGUUUGCCGACGUUUGGCGCUAAUGUAGCCGGGCAGCUGCUAUCCACCCCCGCGGACGAGAUUCUGCAGGAGUUGUUGCGGGAGCGGAACCCGGAUCCCUGGCAGAGUUCGCCACUGAUCAAGCUGCCGACCACGACGUUGCGGAGACUUUUGCAGACGCGCGACGCCUGGCCGUCGGCGUGCUUAGGGUAUCUGAGCGGCGGGGGUCAGAGCUCCUACUACAGCAGCACGUCCACCUCAACUUCAGGAGGGGGUAUGCUUGGCGGACAGGGAGGAGUUCCGAUCGUGAAUAAUACCAAGUGCGCGGUCGUCCACUACUACCAGCCGUGCUUGCAGCAGCUUGCCAGUGGCUCUUUGACGCCGCAACCGACAUCAAGCCCCGCGCAUCUCAUAAGGUCCUCGCACUCUAGCAUCCGGGAUUUCCGGUUUCUGUGGCUUUGGUCUAUGGAGAGCUCGAUGGAUCUGCAGCGGCAGCGGCUCGAGCUCGCGAUUUGGAAAAAUAGGGUGUUCGAGAACAAGAAGCGAGCCGCGGCGGCGCAGCAAGCGGCAGCUAGCCGGAGUAGACGAGGCAGCAGCGGCGGCAUCGACGGGAUUAAAAAACCGGUCGUGCAGCUGGUCUCGAUCGACGGAGAAAACUCGGAGAAGGUGGACAGUCUCGAACUGUUCAACUCGCAUUUCAUCAUGCCGCAAACCAUAGAGGUCUACGACAUGGCGGGCGCCUCGCCAUCCGUGCCGGUGAAUAGCAGGACAAGUCCAAAAGAGGCGGCGGCAAUACAACACCAGGCGGCCCAGGACGAAGUGAACGGGAAAAAGUGGCUGCUUCGACACUUGUCUCUCCUCGCCGACGGCGCGAACGCAGGCAGGUUUUACCCGCAGCACCUGGAAGCAGCCUACGUGUUGAAUUUUGGAAACAGUUCAGCAACAGCUUCAGGCGCUCCGAACGACGCGAACAACCUCACACCCGAACACAUCGCCAUUCAGACGCAGCUACAGGUAUCUACAUGAUCGAUCUACUUUUAUUUAGUUUUACGAAUGUUUUUACGUUGAGUAUUCAUACUAAUUUUUGUCUUCCGAAAGAUCAGAAAUGAGAAUGACAGUGCAAACCACAACAAGAAUGCACCGACAACCCUUUUCGCACCACAGGAACUCCCGCCGGGCUUAAGAGAUAAAUUUCUUCUAGUCGGCGAAAGCAAGGUAGAGCGAAGACACCUUCUCGAGUUGGGGAUCGAUUCACGCGACCUUGCGCGGAGGUACGCAGCGUUUCAAGCAGCCGCGCCGACUCGUUCUGCACUGCUUGAGCAAUUGCGAGGCCGUCGAGACGAAUCCAAUAGCAUAAGUUGAGGAGAGGACGGAGUUGCUGGAAAGGAUCGAUCUUAUUUCGCGGUUUUUU